Messenger RNA from Diachasma alloeum, 933 nucleotides. RefSeq lists its product as uncharacterized. NCBI's taxonomy places the organism in Eukaryota, Metazoa, Arthropoda, Insecta, Hymenoptera, Braconidae. The record is from RefSeq and is a predicted model, not a curated record. The coding region runs from base 1 to 933 and encodes 310 amino acids. The transcript has 5 exons.
AUGGAAGGACUCGAAUUGAAGCGUAUGGAGGGUGUGGCUUUACUGUUGGCUCUACAAAAUUCAAGAAAAACACUCAAGUGUUUGUACUGCUGGGGGGCUUUCGAGAGAACCGAGGGUCCUCUUCUCGUGGACACUGGGAACUUCAAUGGCACCGGAGUCUACAAAGACCGAGUAAUUCGGGAGAGUGAGUGGUUGCAGGCAAUAGGAUAUCUUCAAAGUCUCACAACGCUCUCACUCAACUACGCGUACAUUGCGAAUGCUGAAGGGGAUUUCCUGAUCAAAUUAUCGGAGACGAUUGGAGAGCAUUGGCGGUGGCUUCAGUUGCUCUGCAUUGAAGAUGAAAUUCCAGUGAUUACGAAUCCUAAUGAUGGAGUGGGAGGCCAUGAGAUACCGGAUAUUGCUUGGAAAAAUGCGAGGGUUUUUGCACCUGAAUUGAAAGUGCAAUUUGUGUUCGUCGAUGUCUAUGGAUACGAUAAUCAGAGGAGAUUUCUGAGCAAGAGUAUACCUGUGCACACGAUAAUAAUUUCAACAAGUGUCAGAAUGAAACGCGAGGAUCCCUCUAUGAUCGACUGCACGAUAAAAACUCUUUGGUUUUGGUAUCCCGAGACUCUGGUUCAUCUAGCUCUACAACUCUGGCAUCACCAAGAGACGCUAGACAGUCUCCUAAAAAAAAUUCUAAUAAACUUACCGCACGUAGAGGUCCUCGAAUUCACCGGUGAAGUAAGAGAAAUGAAAACUCUGCACACAAUCUGCACCCAAAUCACCAGCCAAACACUCAAAAUAAAAUACAUCAGCUUUCAUUUGCAAAGACCCAUCCAUGCCCUCAUAAACGAAGAAGAAUGGAAGACAAACACCUUAAACUUAUUAUCAACCUUUCAACAAGAUUUUACGAAACAGGGAAUCACCUUUAUAAUAAACUUCUACCCAAUGUGA